AGGAAGGCGGGCACCCGGAGCAAGGCUGCAGCCACCAAGCAAGCCCAGCGAGGCUCUUCCAACGUGUUUUCCAUGUUCGAACAAGCCCAGAUCCAGGAGUUCAAGGAAGCCUUCAGCUGCAUCGACCAGAACCGUGAUGGCAUCAUCUGCAAGUCCGACCUGAGAGAGACCUACUCCCAGCUUGGGAAGGUGAGUGUCCCGGAUGAGGAGCUGGACGCCAUGCUGCAGGAGGGGAAGGGCCCCAUCAACUUCACCGUCUUCCUCACACUCUUCGGGGAGAAGCUCAAUGGGACAGAUCCUGAGGAGGCCAUCCUGAGCGCCUUCCGCAUGUUUGACCCCAGCGGCCAGGGGGUGGUGAACAAGGAUGAGUUCAAGCAGCUCCUCCUGACCCAGGCAGACAAGUUCUCUCCGGCUGAGGUUGAGCAGAUGUUCGCCCUGACGCCCAUGGACCUGGCAGGGAACAUUGACUACAAAUCCCUGUGCUACAUCAUCACCCACGGAGAUGAGAAAGAGGAGUGACGGGAAGAGGUGCCGCCACGGCUGACUCAGGCCUGUGUGACCCACAAUAAACUCUGUU
Trichechus manatus latirostris (Florida manatee) is the source of this 577-nucleotide messenger RNA. RefSeq names its product myosin light chain 7 (gene MYL7). Lineage: Eukaryota; Metazoa; Chordata; Mammalia; Sirenia; Trichechidae. Gene Ontology annotation, cellular component: cytoplasm; myofibril. The record is from RefSeq and is a predicted model, not a curated record. The transcript has 6 exons. Gene Ontology annotation, biological process: cardiac muscle tissue development; heart contraction. The coding region runs from base 73 to 519 and encodes 148 amino acids. Gene Ontology annotation, molecular function: calcium ion binding.